CCAAGCCCCGCCCUAACAGGCCGGCUAUAGGAGUGUCCAUUGUUAUUGAAAUGAGCUGAACAGAGGGAGUGGAGGAAGAUCAGGCGAAGCUGAGGAGCUACACAGUGCACACACAGGAGCAGGAGAAGGCGCAGGCGCAGGGGCAGGGUGGCCGCGGGGUAAUCUUCUCACCACGCACACAGAGUGAGGGUAAUCCCAACACUUCGGGGAUCGGAAGAGAUCAGACUGCUGGACUCCGCUAUGGGCUGCUGAAGUGGCCGAUGCUCGCUGGAUAGUCUGAUGAAACACGUGAAUUGUAGGCGAGGGACACGUUUCUAAACGAUUUGCGUCCGUUUUCUGAAAACCUAUCCUGUAUAUAUAAAAAAAAAAUACUAACUUUGGCGUAUUCCUACUGAGUAAAUUGCAGGGACAUUACGGAUUAUAUUUUCAUCCAAACAAACAACAAAAAUUAAAGGCAGAACAAGAACAAGAGGCGAGAGCGCGCAAGGAAGGCAAGUGGUUCCGGUCCGUUUCCGGUCUGUUUCCGGUGAGGUUUACCUGCUGAGAGUAUGAGCCAGGCGGACGUGAGCUGCUCGGCGCGUCAGCGCGUCUUCCAGGAAGCCCUGCGUAAAGGCAACACGGCGGAGCUGCACUCUCUGCUGCGCGGCAUGACCAACUGCGAGUUCAACGUCAACUCGUUCGGGCCCGAGGGUCAGACGGCGCUGCACCAGUCCGUCAUCGACGGUAACCUCGAGCUCGUCAAGUUGCUGGUGAAGUUCGGCGCCGAUGUGCGUCUGGCCAACCGGGACGGCUGGAGCGCGCUGCACAUGGCGGCUUUCGGCGGCCACCAGGACAUCGCACUCUACCUCAUCACGAGGGCCAAGUACUCAUCCGGAGCGCUCUGAGAAAAGCAAGCAGAAGCAGAGAGAAGCCGGACAUUAAAGCAGGUUUCCCUUCAACCUGGUCCUGGAGUCAAACCCUGAUCUAGAGCCGCACGAUAUAUCACUUGGUCAUUGUGAUUGCGAUAAUAGUGUUUGAGAUACUUGCGUAAUAAUCUGGCCAGUUUGGAUUGCCCAUUUAUAGACAUUUAUCUCUGCAAAAUUCCCCUCUUGCAGAAUAUCAAACCAUAGUAAUUUAGGGAUGAGAAUUAUGAAUAAUCAACCGUUUAUGACCGAUUGAUCAUUGAUCUAUCAGGUGGUUUUCAUCUGAGCAUGAUUUAGAGUAGCGUACUAUUAAAAACGACCCAAUCUGCAGCAUUCGAAUGAACCCUUAAAAAAAUCACAAUUCCUUAUGUGCUGUGUCCACCCAAAGAAUAUUCUCCAACAAACAUAAAACCCUGCCACAUCAGCGGUUCACCAAUGUUUUUUUUGUUGUUGUUUUUUAAGAUGUAUUGCAAUCACAAAAUGUAACAAUAUGUGGUGUGUGUAUAUAUAUAUAUAUAUAUAUAUAUAUA
Molecule: messenger RNA, 1432 nt
Organism: Ictalurus punctatus (channel catfish)
Lineage: Eukaryota; Metazoa; Chordata; Actinopteri; Siluriformes; Ictaluridae
Gene: nrarpb
Product: NOTCH regulated ankyrin repeat protein b
Exons: 2
Coding region: 549-884 (111 amino acids)
Cellular component (GO): cytoplasm
Molecular function (GO): protein binding; enzyme inhibitor activity; phosphatase regulator activity
Source: RefSeq, a predicted model, not a curated record